CAUAUGCAUAUAUACCAUAUCUUUUGCGUAAUAAAAGCUGUUACUUGUGAUUUAAUAAUUUGAUAUGCUCUUUCAGUUACGUAUUCGUUUUUUGGCUGUUGUGAUCCGAGUUUGAAGAGGGAAAAAAAAGAAAAAAAACAGAGAGAGAGACAGGUUUUUCUUUGUUGCCAGUUAUCACCAAUCAGGGUUCAAACCUCAGGAAGCUUUAUCUUCGUUGAUUGCUUUUAGUUUUCUACAAAUUCUAUAAAAAUCCGAAAAAAGAAAGAAAAAUCUGACAAAAAGGGAAAGGCAUCAUCCAAGAAAGUUGAAAUCUUCCACAAAAACAAAAGCUUGUGUACCAUGAUUUAAACAAAUUUAUGGCAGUUAGGCUUCAUUCAUCUGUUCGUUCCUGUUCUGUCUGUGCUUCCAAAUAGUUGAAUUCUUCAGGUCAGAAAAAGAAAAGAAAGAAAAAAAAGAGCUUUGCACUCCUUUUUUGAGAUGGCAUUUCCUGGGGAAGGUAUUUUAACAGAUCUUGCCAAGAGAUUGGCAGAUAAAACUAUAACAGAGGUCAAUUAUUUUCGUCAUUUUGAUACUCAUGUUUGUGAGUUUGAGCAACAACACAAUGAGUUGGAUGCAAAAUUUGAAGAAGUGAAUAAUGAUAUUGAAGAUGCCAAAAGAAAAAAUGAGAACCCAACCAAAGAUGUUGAGGUUUGGAAAGACAAAGCUUAUAUUCUAAUUCAAGAGAAUCGUAGAAUCAAGCAAACAUGGUCUUAUAGUUCAUGUCCUCAUUGGAGAUAUCGACAGGGCAAGAGGUUGGCAAAGAGGAUGCUAGCUAUUAAAGAUCACAUACAAAAAUGUAGCUUCGAAAGAGUGGCACAUCCAGCUAAACUUCCAGGUAUUAAAUACCAUGUUCUAGGAGACUUCAUAGAUUUUGAGAGCAGAAAAUCAAAAUUGAAGCAACUUGUAGAAGCUUUAGAAGAUGGAAAUCAUCACAUGGUUGGAUUGCAAGGGAUGGGGGGAACAGGCAAAACCACAUUAGCAACACAAGUAGGCAAACAAAUUGAAGAAUCUAAAGCAUUCGAGAAGGUCAUCUUUGUCGUUGUGUCCAAUCCUCCUGAGAUCAGCAAGAUUCGAGAUGACAUUGCAAGGCAAUUAGGAUUGCCUUUAGACAAAGCAGCGGAAGCAGAUCACUCAAAGCUCUUGUGGUCUAGAAUUUCUAAUAAAGAAAGGAAAUUACUUAUAAUAUUGGAUGAUGUGUGGGAAAAGCUAAAUCUUACAAACAUUGGGAUUCCAUCUGGACCUGAUCAUAAGAAUUGCUAUGUUUUGAUAACCACUCGCCAUUCAAGAGUUUGUGAAGCAAUGAGAUGCCAAAAAACAAUUCACCUAUACACAUUAACCGACGAGGAUGCAUUGAAUCUUUUUCUAUUUCAUGCUACAAGUAAUAAUGGUCUUUCAAGAAAAGAGUUGGAGGAUCUUGCACCAGGUUUUGUGAAGGAGUGUGGAGGAUUACCAAUUGCAAUUGCAUCACUAGCUAGCACAUUAAGAAUUUGGCCAGUAAGUGAAUGGAAGGAAGCUUUGGCAACCUUAAGAAAAUCUGAGAAAUUUCUUGAUAUUGAUGAAGAUUUAGUUCAGGUUUAUAGAUGCUUAAGCUUAAGCUAUGGGAAUUUGAGAAAUGAGAAGGCCCAAAAACUCUUUCUAUUGUGUUCUAUUUUCCCAGAAGAUUAUGAAAUUCCUAUAAAUCUUAUUAUCAGACUUGGUAUAGGGGCUGGAAUUUUUGGCAAAGUUGAAAAUUAUUGUGCGGGAAGAAGUCAAGUACUUGGAGUGAAAAAUGAACUUGUAGCUUCCACUUUGCUGUUGAAGGUUGACGAGAAAGAAUGUGUAAAAAUGCACGACUUGGUUCGUGAAGUGGCCUUGUGGAUGGCAAAGGAGGAUAUUCAAGUGAUCAUGGAUUCAAGGACAGCUUUAGAAACAAGCAAGAGAAUUGUGUUUUGGAGUACUAAUGAUUUUCCAGAUCAGUUUGAUGGUGCAAAACUUGAAAUUCUAUUCCUUUGGAUAAAAGGAGAUGUUUUGGUGAAAAACCCAGAAACAUUGUUCGCGGGGGUGGCAGGCCUCAGCAUUCUUUUUUUACUUGGCAGGCCUAAGAAGCAUUCUAUUCCAUCAUUGUCACAAUCACUUCUUUCAUUAAAGAACAUGCAAACUCUCAUCUUGGAUGGUUGGGAAUUAGGUGACAUCUCUAUCUUGAAAAACUUACAAAGUCUUGUGACUCUUGAGUUGAAAAAUUGUAUAAUAAUUGAAUUACCUAAAGAUAUCAAGGAAUUAAAGAAGUUGAGAUUGUUGGGAUUAAGGAAGUGUGAAAUUCAAAAGAACAAUCCUUUUAAAGUGAUUGAAACAUGUUCCCAAUUGGAAGAACUAUAUUUUGUUAAGAAUGAGGAUGUCGAAGAUUGGAAGCUGCAUCUUGACAAAGAAACUAGAGAUGAAAUUACUCAUGAUAUAUCUCCUCCAAUAUUGGGAAUGUUUUCUAUUGCUUGUGAUGGUUAUGAAUAUUUUAAUGGGGAUGAUAAUGGCUUGUUAAGAUGCUUCAAUACAAAACAUGUGGAAGAUUUAAUUUCAAAAUCCAUGUUUAAGUACAUUGUAGGAAGAGGAGAGGUUCUUGAGUUGGGAAAAAGGGAAGAAACAGGAUGGAAAUGCCUCAUCCCUGACAUUAUUCCUGUGAAAGAUGGAGGCAUGAAUGAUUUAAUUAAGCUUUGUUUGUAUGAAUGGGAUGAGAUUGAGUACCUCAUUGAUACUAGGAAGCAUUGUUAUUCAGAAGCCUUCUCCAGGCUGGUUGAACUACAUUUGAAUGGUGUGGAUGUGAAAGAAUUGUGUGGUGGUCUUCCGCCUUCUGGAUUUCUUAAGAAGCUACAAAUUUUAAACUUAAGGGAGUGUAAAAAAUUGCACAACAUAUUCUUUGAUGUCAAUUUCAAAGUUCCUCAUCUAAAGAUUUUGACGUUAAGGAAUUGUCCAAUGUUCCAACCAUCAAUUUUCCCACUAUUUGUUGCUCAAAGUCUGGUGCAGUUGGAAAAUUUUACGAUUGGAGAUUGUGAGGACUUAAAAAGUUUAAUCACAUAUGAGAGUCUUGGAAACGAAUUAGGAGAUGUUGAUAAUCAAAAGAGCUAUGGCUUACCGUUUCCAAAGUUAAAGAAUCUUAAAAUUGAAGGAUGUCAUAAACUAGAAUUGGUGUCACCCUUCCUUUUGGCAGGAGACCUUCCCCUUUUGGAAGAGAUAUAUAUAUGGAAUUGCAAGGAGCUAAAAUACAUAUUUGGUAAAUACCAAAAUGAGGGCCAUGUUUUGCAUCAAGAGAAUGAGCUUCCUUCCUUGAAGACAAUGCGCCUUUCUUCUACACCAAAUUUCAUUAGCAUUGUUCGAGAAUUGAAGAAAUGUAUGCCGGUGCCAUCUCCAGUUUUGAAAGAAGAUUCAAAGGAGAAAAAUGAAAACUCUAAGAUGAGUGCUUUCUCAUGGGCUCCUGGAUGUUGUUUUCUACCAGCAACUAAAGACAGUGAUAGUAUUGGAGCAUCUAAUGGCACAAUGCAACACCACCACCAAAUUUCAUCGGAAUUACCUGCAUCAAUGGAAUUGAUUCAAUCAUUUCAUGAAGCAAAGUGUCUUAUGAGUAAGCCGUUGAAGCUACAGAAUAUCAGAUACAUGGAAUUUUGGGAUUGUUCAAAAUUAAAGUCGUUGUUCAGUGUUUCCAUUGCCAAAACCGUCAUGUUGGAGCGCUUGAAGAUUGGGAACUGUGAAGAAUUGAAGCACAUCAUAACAAAUGAAGUAGAGGAUGAUGACCAUCUCAACUGCACCUCCAUCUUCCCAAAUCUAGAAAGCCUCCGUAUCUGGAAUUGCAAUAAGUUGGAAUUUAUAUUUCCAUCUACUUUUUUUGGAGGUUUGCAAAAACUAAAAUCUAUAGGUAUUCAUGGAGCUUCUGAAUUGAAGCAUGUUUUUGGAAAAUAUGACCCUGAAGAUUAUGUAUCAAACGAGAAUGGGAAUAAUGAGCCUCACAUUAAUCUUCCUGCACUGGAGACACUAUCCCUCCAAGAGGUACCAAAUAUUAUUAGCAUCCAUAUCAAGAAGUAUCAUCUGGAAUGCCCAUCUCUACAAACUGUGAAAGCACCGAAGGAAUUUAAUUUGCAGAUGCAUGAUGUGAUGAGUGGAGGAGCUAAGGCAUCUGAGAAAAAAGAGAUUGUUGAUGCUGGAAGACCAGUGAUUCCAAACAUGGGCAUCGAAUAUGUUCUCAACUUCCAUACUCUUAAAGUAAUAAGAAUCGGAAGAUUUAAAAAGUUGAAAACUAUGUUCGUUUUAUCUUCGUGGAAAAACCUACCACAGUUGUCCGAGUUAUGUAUAGCAGACUGUGAGGAAUUAAUUGAUGUGGUUGAAGAUGAUUCUAAGAAUUAUGAUCACAUCAAUUAUAGCUCCGUUUUCUCAAAGCUGGAGUAUCUUACAAUCCGCGGAUGCAACAAGUUGGAAUUUAUACUUCCUCACUCCUUGUUCAGUGGUCUUCAAAAAUUAAAGUAUUUGAGUGUCCAUCAAGUUGCAGAGUUGAAAUACAUUUUUGGAAAGCAUCAUCAAGGAGAUUAUGCAUCAAAUGAGAAUGAAAGCGAUGAGGUCCACAUUGAUUUCCCAGCUUUGGUAUAUCUUGAUCUCGGAGGUGUACCAAAGAUGAUCAACAUUAGUUGUGCAAAAAAUUAUCACCUGAGCUUUCCAUCUCUACAAGAUAUUGGUUUAGAUGACUGUCAAGAGAUAAACGGAAGAUCUUUUCUGGAUUUGAUGGUUUGCUUACAAGGGAGACAAUCAGAUGUGAAAACUGAAAAGGACUUGAUGAAAAUUAUCAAGGACAUGCAAAGGUUGACAUGCCUUGGAGUACGCAACUCAAAAAUACAAGAGGUCUUUAAUUUAGAAGAAGUGAAAAUUGAAGGUUCACUGACAUUAAGCUUAGAAAUCAUGUGGUUGAAAAAUCUAAGUGAAUUGAGGCAUAUAUGGAAGGCUCCCAAAUAUAUGUUGAGCCUCCACAACCUUCGAAGACUAGAACUCAAAGCAUGUGAAAAGCUAAGAUCAAUCUUCCAUAUCUCAGAAUUGAAAAGCCUCCCAUCAUUGCACUGUUUAGAGAUAGAAGACUGUGAAGCAUUAGUUCAUAUCAUUGAAGAGGAUUAUGAAGAAAGUGCUCAUGACCAAUUCCAUCAACUUUUCUUCCCAACAUUAAAAGAAAUUUGCAUCCGGCGUUGUAAUAGCUUGAAAUGCCUUUUCUUGAUCUCAACAUCUGCCAUGUUUCCAAGGCUACGGGAGUUAAAAAUAGAAGAAUCCCUUGAGAUGGAACAAGUAAUUGCAUGCAAACAACAUCAUACCCAGAAGAUGGUGGUGAAAGAUGUAUUUCCAAAACUGUCAAAUUUAACACUUGGAAAACUGCCAAGGCUUGUUACAAUUUGUGGGGAGAUUGAUUUUCGUUCCGUACAGAGCUAUGAAGUGGUUGAUUGUCCCAAAUAUCAACAAAUUACUUCUCGACUUCAAGGAGGGCCUGAAGAUCUUGAUUCAAAAAAUCAAGCAUCAACAGAGGGGCUACUUUCUGCUCAUUCCAAUAAUGCUCAUCAAAUGCCACAUAUGGGAGAAACAAGUGCUUCCCGAAACUCCACAGAGAGUAAGGAGGAAACAAUAAUGGAAAUUAAAUCCAAAGGUCCUCCUCCAGCGUUAGAGAAACAAGCAUUGGAUACUGCAACAGCUGAAUCACAAUCCAGAAGGACAUGUCUACAUGGUUUGGAGGAUGAAUACAUAAAGAAUGAAUCAAUCGUACAGCCCCAGCAUCAGGAUCUUGAAGAAACAAAAUCAUCCAUUGAAGCAUGCCACAAAACUAAUACACUAUUUCAUGAUGAGAGUAUUGAUGACAAAUUAAAAGAAAGAGUUCAAGAGGGUUCUCCCUCAGAGGACAUGGUGCAAGCAACUAUGUUAGCUAAUUUAGUACCAAGGAACUCAUCUUCAACAUUCACCACUCCUUGCCAAGAAGAGUUGCCAUUGGAUUGGACAAAGAUAGAAUCAAGAAGAGAAACAAGUAUGACACACCGGCAAGAACUAGGAGAAAUGAAUGUUGUUAAAAGCUUUCCAGAAGACACUGCAAUUGCGGAAACUAAAAUGAUUGAUAGAGAAGCAGGGAAGGAAGUUGACGAAGUAGUUCCUGCUUCAAAGUUACCAGAAACAACUUCACUUGAUUUUGAGAGUGGAAAUGAAAGUAUUCCAGAAGAAACUAUAUCUAGGAAAGCCAAAAUAAAUACUUCCUCCAUUUGUUCAAAAGCAGAAACCUCACAAUCAAAUCCACCUGCACAAAUUACUCCAAGCAACAAAGUAACAUUGGAGCAAGAACUUCAAGAGAGUUAUGCAACAGAAGAAGCCAUAACAGCAAAUCGAUCAAUUAAUUUGAAGCAAUCAAGAUCAGUUAGUGUCUUAGAAAAAGAAAAGCCACAGUUCUCAAAAACAAGGAAAGAAGCUGUUGGAAUACUUCCUACUUCAGGGUUAUCAUUGUCUACAACAACAUCAAAUUUAGAGAGUGUAACUGAAAGUAUUCCAGAACACACUACACCCAUGAAAGCUAAAAUAAAUACUUCCUCAAUUUAUUCAAAAGAAGAAUCCUCACAAUUGGAUCCACCUGUGAAGGUUGAUGCUAAGAUGAAAGGAACAUUAGAACACUACUUUGAAGGGCAUGAUGCAUCAGAGGAAGCCAUUGUAGCAAUUCAAUCAACUGAUUCAGAAUCAAUGAAGCAAUCUAGAGUACCAUCGGUUAUUGCACAAUUAAGUUCGGAGAAGGCUACAAAAGCAAGCCUUGAUGAAGUUAUUCCUCCUCUCCAUCGUGAAUCCCAAAUUGGUGUUGCUGGCUCUUCUUCUUCAAAAAUGGGGAUCGGUGAAAUCUUAGAAUUGGUGGAUUUAAAAGAUGGUGAACCAGCUUUGCUUGCAAAAGCACUAGAGCUAUGUCCCCAAUUGAGGCUAUCUCAUGAACAGCAUCUUCCCCGCGCAGUGAUAGCUUUCUCCUACAGAGUGCUAUGUGAUAUUUUAAUCAUCUUGGCUACCAAGACCCCUUGCACCAUCACAACAUCGGACAAAUCAACCUUAGAACAAAACUUGGAAGCUGCAACAUUUUUAGGGUUCGACAAAGGUUGGAUCGAGACAGUUCAGGACAAAGUUUUGGGCAUCGACAUGUCUGAUGAUGUCAUGGCGGCGGAAGAAGAAAUUCAAGUGGUGAAGGCAGAGCUGGAGACAUGUGACAUUGCAUUGGAGCAAGUUCGAAAACAGAGAGUAGAAAUCAAAGAGCGGCUUGCAGUGAUGCGAAGAAAUAUGGAGACGGUGCAGAGUGAGUUUGAAGCAAUUGAUUCUCAAUUGUUGAGUUUGUUGGAAGGUCGCAAGAAAUUAACUAGCAAGAUGGCGGAGUUCAGAGAAAGAAUCAGUAUUAAGCACAGACCCUUUGGCAUUUAGUCAUCAUGUUUAAUUUGUGCCAUGCAUGUUGUUUAACUUCUAUUUCGCAAGAGGCUCAAAAAGGGUGUAAACCAUAAUGUAUAUGAUAUAUAGAGUGUAGACCAAUAUCAUUUCCUUCAGUUUAACUAAAUAAUAAGGAUCUGAGAACUUUGAUGUAUGGAUAAAUUUGACUUUGUAUGUGGAUAAUAUUAUGAUCUGCUAGUUCCAAUAAAAUAAUAUAUGAGUACAGUGGAA
Messenger RNA from Prosopis cineraria, 7695 nucleotides. RefSeq lists its product as uncharacterized. The transcript is spliced from 20 exons. Bases 478 to 7461 code for a protein of 2327 amino acids. NCBI's taxonomy places the organism in Eukaryota, Viridiplantae, Streptophyta, Magnoliopsida, Fabales, Fabaceae. The record is from RefSeq and is a predicted model, not a curated record. Gene Ontology annotation, molecular function: ADP binding.